AUGGCCAUGCAUAUGCCAACACUGUUGGCCCCCAACCUCUUCUAUGUAGCCUCGUCCAUCCUGAUUGGCUCCACUAUUGUUACAUAUCUCUUGAAAUUCAUCAAGCUCGACCUCAAACCCUUUCUGUCAACAAAGCCUGGCAAGGCCCUUGAAGUCAGCCUCCAGACCGCCUUUGAACGCUUCUUAAAUGUACUAUCCGUCUCAGACCCCCUCAGUCCUCCAACAAGCCCAACCACCAUGUCUUCACGAGGCUACUUGGAGAGCAUUCCCUACCGCCGUGGGUCUCGUCCCGAGGUUGAGGGCAUUAGUAGCCCCAUCCAAAAGACGCAACUUCCUCCGUGGGAAGAAAAGGACGUAGAAGACAGUCUGCGCAACCUCAUCAUCGAUAUUCCAUCCCGCUACCCCCAGUCCACCUACCUAGGCCGCUCUACCUUUGAGCCCGAGUCCCCAAUCUCUCUGUAUGCCCGCCACCGCGUCUUCGACGAGACCAAGUAUUACGGAGAGAUCCUCAGUGCCAACACUGAAGACGGUUUCAUCCACUCGACACUCCACCCCAGUGAUGUCAAGAUUGUUAUUGAGAAGGGCUGGGGUCAGAGACAUCCUCUUUCCGGCCGCGUCGGAUCUCGAUUCAUGCGCCUCUUCAGCGCAAAUCAGCCAAGCCAUGUCGAGGGUUCUCAAGUUCUGCUCUACGCACCCAGGGAUCAAGACGACUUGGAGGUUAUUCAGAAUAUCAUCAACGCGGCAGUCUGGUGGGUUGGAGGUAUCGACAACAGAGUCGACGCUGAGAACUUCUGA
Molecule: messenger RNA, 795 nt
Organism: Fonsecaea nubica
Lineage: Eukaryota; Fungi; Ascomycota; Eurotiomycetes; Chaetothyriales; Herpotrichiellaceae
Exons: 1
Coding region: 1-795 (264 amino acids)
Source: RefSeq, a predicted model, not a curated record